AACCCUAACCCUAACCCUAACCCUAACCCUAACCCUAACCCUAACCCUAACCCUAACCCUAACCCUAACCCUAACCCUAACCCUAACCCUAACCCUAACCCUAACCCUAACCCUAACCCUAACCCUAACCCUAACCCUAACCCUAACCCUAACCCUAACCCUAACCCUAACCCUAACCCUAACCCUAACCCUAACCCUAACCCUAACCCUAACCCUAACCCUAACCCUAACCCUAACCCUAACCCUAACCCUAACCCUAACCCUAACCCUAACCCUAACCCUAACCCUAACCCUAACCCUAACCCUAACCCUAACCCUAACCCUAACCCUAACCCUAACCCUAACCCUAACCCUAACCCUAACCCUAACCCUAACCCUAACCCUAACCCUAACCCUAACCCUAACCCUAACCCUAACCCUAACCCUAACCCUAACCCUAACCCUAACCCUAACCCUAACCCUAACCCUAAACCUCAUCUAAACCCUAGCCCUAAUCUAACCCUGAACCUACCCUUAAGCUAA
Molecule: messenger RNA, 522 nt
Organism: Gordionus sp. m RMFG-2023
Lineage: Eukaryota; Metazoa; Nematomorpha; Gordioida; Chordodea; Parachordodidae
Product: circumsporozoite protein-like
Exons: 2
Source: RefSeq, a predicted model, not a curated record